AUGCCGGUCCUCGCGCGGCUGAUCGCCCUCCUGAUCGGAUUCUCUUCGGCCGAGAAGAUUUUUCACCGCCGCGAUCACUCGGAUGUAGUUCCGCCCUCCUCCCGCCAGGCGACGCUCAUCACCGACACAGACACAGCCGAGCAAUUUCUCUUCAAGUAUGGAUUCAUUAAGGCAGUGAAGUGGGAGGAGCCUCCAGCCCAGAGUACUGACAUGCUUCUUGAUGCUGACACGGUCCUGGAGGACACUGACCCUUUCGUCCAGGAGGGGGCAUCCUUGUUUCGCUCAAGUUCCGGAGGUACCUCACAGUCACCUGACUUCAUCCAAGCCCUCCGAGAGUUCCAGCAGGUGUCCGGUUUAGCCGUCACGGGUCUUUUCGAUGACGCCACCAAAGUGGCCAUGAACAAACCCAGGUGUGGUGUCCCAGAUAAGGAAGAGGACCUGGUUGAGACCACGGAGGCUAGCUCCACUGCACAGGACCUGAAUGAGACCUCCACAUAUAAUGGCACCACUCCUGAGCUUUACAACCACACACCUAAACCAGCCACACGGAGAAAGCGCCACCUAGUGGAGCUGGUGCGUAAGAGCAGGCAGAAAAGAGAGGCCGGUGAGUGGGGCCACAUGGCGUUCUCUAAGAGCGUCCUCAGAUGGAGGCUCAUUGGUGAGGGCUACAGCAGCCAGCUCUCCGUCGAUGACCAGAGGUACAUCUUCAGACUGGCCUUCAGGAUGUGGAGCGAAGUCUCCCCUCUGGAGUUUGUCGAGGAUUUGCACUCACCGCUGGAGGAGAUCGACAUCAGACUGGGCUUCGGAACAGGACGACACCUUGGCUGCGCUCAGCGGUUUGAUGGCGCUGGAAGGGAGUUUGCUCAUGCGUGGUUCCUCGGUGACAUCCAUUUCGAUGAUGAUGAACAUUUCACGGCCCCUAACACAGGCAACGGGAUCAGCUUACUCAAGGUAGCUGUGCAUGAAAUUGGACACGUCCUUGGCCUGCCUCACAUUUACCGUGCGGGAUCCAUCAUGCAGCCCAGCUAUCUGCCGCAGGACGCUGGCUUCGAACUCAACUGGCUCGACAGGAAGGCUAUCCAGAACCUUUAUGGAGGCUGUAAGGGCCGGUUCAGCACUGUGUUUGAUUGGAUCAGAAAGGAGAAGACCCAGUACGGUGAAGUUGUGGUGCGUUUUAACACCUACUUCAUGCGGGACGGCUGGUACUGGCUGUACGAGAACCGGAAUAACAGAACCCGGUACGGAGAUCCGGUUUCAGUGCCGGUCGGAUGGCACGGAAUUCCUGCGGCUGGCGUGGACGCGUACGUUCAUGUGUGGACGCGCAAGACAGAUGCGGCGUAUUUCUUUAGAGGUACGCAGUAUUGGAGGUACGACAGUGAGAGCGAUCAGGUCUUCUCUCGGGACGCUGAUGGGCAGCGCUAUCCUCGUCUCAUCUCAGAAGGCUUCCCUGGAGUCCCCAGCCCCGUCGACACGGCCUACUACGACAGGAGAGACGCACACAUCUACUUCUUCAGAGGCUCGAUGGUUUAUAGGUUUGAUGUCAGAGCUAACCGGCUAGCCGCCGGCUCUCCCAAGAAGAUGACCGAGCUGUUUCCCGCUGUCGCCGCAGGUGACCAUCCUGUGGCUAAACUGGACGCAGCUUACUUCUCAUAUACUCACAAUGCACUCUUCCUGCUGAAGGGCACCUCCUACUGGCGGGUGGUGGGGAGCAGGGAGCGCAGGCUGAAGGCAUGGCUGCCCUACAACGGCCUUCUGCCCCGAAGAGAGGUGGACCAGCAGUGGUUCGACAUCUGUGACGUCCACGUCAGCUCUCUGAAGACCUCACGCAGGUGACGGGGGGUUUAUGAUGGUAACGGCUGGACAGCACAGUGGAUAACCAUCACCCUGCACUUAGAUGAUUCACCUGUUAAUGCAAGUCGCCCUGGAUAAGAGCAUCUGCUAACUGCACAGUGGAGUAAACAUGAGCACAGAUGUUUGGAUCAUAGACAGCGAUUGAGCUGAAUCAUUUAUAUAGCGAUGCUAAGAUUACUUUUCUACGCACAUCCAAGAGCAGACCGAUUUACUCUGUUACUCCUGUCUUGGAAUCAUGUUUGGCUGUGCUGCCCCUAAAGACACUAAAGGACAUUUUCUCUAACUUGGAUUCAGCCUAUCUUUGGACCAAACUGGAAUUCCAGUGGUGUUUAACCAUUUAAUACAUGUACAUUUCUACUCAUACAGUCAUAAAGUUCGGUCAGAUACAGAUA
Messenger RNA from Colossoma macropomum (tambaqui), 2243 nucleotides. It is a transcript of the gene mmp21, whose product is annotated as matrix metallopeptidase 21. NCBI's taxonomy places the organism in Eukaryota, Metazoa, Chordata, Actinopteri, Characiformes, Serrasalmidae. Bases 1 to 1833 code for a protein of 610 amino acids. Gene Ontology annotation, cellular component: extracellular matrix. The record is from RefSeq and is a predicted model, not a curated record. Gene Ontology annotation, biological process: collagen catabolic process; extracellular matrix organization; proteolysis. The transcript is spliced from 8 exons. Gene Ontology annotation, molecular function: zinc ion binding; metalloendopeptidase activity.